Knipowitschia caucasica is the source of this 6846-nucleotide messenger RNA. Lineage: Eukaryota; Metazoa; Chordata; Actinopteri; Gobiiformes; Gobiidae. The record is from the annotation of a GenBank genome assembly.
AUGCCCAGUCAUGGCCAGAGCGAGACACCAACGAGUGUCCCUCUCCUCCCCCUCCCCCUUUCUCUCCCCUCUCUCCUCUUCUCUGUUAUCUUACAUCCUCCCCCUCCCCCUUUCUCUCCCCUCUCUCCUCUUCUCUGUUAUCUUACAUCCUCCUCUCCUCCUCCUCCCCCUUUCUCUCUCCUCUCUCCUCUUCUCUGUUAUCUUACAUCCUCCUCUCCUCCUCCUCCCCCUUUCUCUCUCCUCUCUCCUCUUCUCUGUUAUCUUACAUCCUCCUCUCCUCCUCCUCCCCCUUUCUCUCUCCUCUCUCCUCUUCUCUGUUAUCUUACAUCCCCCUCUCCUCCUCCUCCCCCUUUCUCUCUCCUCUUCUCUGUUAUCUUACAUCCCCCUCUCCUCCUCCUCCCCCUUUCUCUCUCCUCUUCUCUGUUAUCUUACAUCCCCCUCUCCUCCUCCUCCCCCUUUCUCUCCCCUCUCUCCUCUUCUCUGUUAUCUUACAUCCCCCUCUCCUCCUCCUCCCCCUUUCUCUCCCCUCUCCCCUCUUCUCUCUUAUCUUACAUCCCCCUCUCUUCUUCCCUCUCUUUCUCUCCCCUCUCUCCUCUUCUCUCUUAUCUUACACCCCCCUCUCCUCCUCCUCCCUCUUUCUCUCCCCUCUCCCCUCUUCUCUCUUAUCAUACAUCCCCCUCUCUUCUUCCCCCUCUUUCUCUCCCCUCUCUCCUCUUCUCUGUUAUCAUACAUCCCCCUCUCUUCUUCCCCCUCUUUCUCUCCCCUCUCUCCUCUUCUCUGUUAUCUUACAUCCCCCUCUCCUCCUCCUCCCCAUUUCUCUCCCCUCUCUCCUCUUCUCUGUUAUCUUACAUCCCCCUCUCCUCCUCCUCCCCCUUUCUCUCCCCUCUCUCCUCUUCUCUGUUAUCUUACAUCCCCCUCUCCUCCUCCUCCCCAUUUCUCUCCCCUCUCUCCUCUUCUCUGUUAUCAUACAUCCCCCUCUCUUCUUCCCCCUCUUUCUCUCCCCUCUCUCCUCUUCUCUGUUAUCUUACAUCCCCCUCUCCUCCUCCUCCCCCUUUCCUCCCCUCUCCCCUCUUCUCUCUUAUCAUACAUCCCCCUCUCUUCUUCCCCCUCUUUCUCUCCCCUCUCUCCUCUUCUCUGUUAUCUUACAUCCCCCUCUCCUCCUCCUCCCCCUUUCUCUCCCCUCUCCCCUCUUCUCUCUUAUCAUACAUCCCCCUCUCUUCUUCCCCCUCUUUCUCUCCCCUCUCUCCUCUUCUCUGUUAUCAUACAUCCCCCUCUCUUCUUCCCCCUCUUUCUCUCCCCUCUCUCCUCUUCUCUGUUAUCUUACAUCCCCCUCUCCUCCUCCUCCCCCUUUCUCUCCCCUCUCUCCUCUUCUCUGUUAUCUACAUCCCCCUCUCCUCCUCCUCCCCAUUUCUCUCCCCUCUCUCCUCUUCUCUGUUAUCAUACAUCCCCCUCUCUCUUCUUCCCCCUCUUUCUCUCCCCCUCUCUCCUCUUCUCUGUUAUCUUACAUCCCCCUCUCCUCCUCCUCCCCCUUUCUCUCCCCUCUCCCCUCUUCUCUCUUAUCAUACAUCCCCCUCUCUUCUUCCCCUCUUUCUCUCCCCUCUCUCCUCUUCUCUGUUAUCAUACAUCCCCCCUCUCAUCCCCCUCUCUUCUCUCCCCCUCAUUCUCUCUCCCCCCUCUCUCCUCUCCUCUUCUCUGUUAUCUUACAUCCCCCUCUCCUCCUCCUCCCCCUUUCUCUCACGACCCUCUCUCCUCUUCUCUGUUAUCAUACAUCCCCCUCUCCUCCUCUUCCCCCUUUCUCUCUCCCCUCUCUCCUCUUCUCUGUUAUCUUACAUCCCCCUCUCCUCCCCCUCCCCCUUUCUCUCCCCUCUCUCCUCUUCUCUGUUAUCUUACAUCCUCCUCUCCUCCUCCUCCCCCCUUUCUCUCCCCUCUCUCCUCUUCUCUGUUAUCUUACAUCCUCCUCUCCUCCUCCUCCCCCUUUCUCUCCCCUCUCUCCUCUUCUCUGUUAUCUUACAUCCCCUCUCCUCUCUCCUCCUCCCCCUCUUUCUCUCCCCUCUCUCCUCUUCUCUGUUAUCUUACAUCCCCUCUCCUCCUCCUCCCCCUUUCUCUCCCCUCUCUCCUCUUCUCUGUAUUACAUUAUCUUACAUCCCCCCUCUCCUCUUCCUCCCCUCUUUCUUUCUCCCCUCUCUCCUCUUCUCUGUUAUCUUACAUCCCCCCUCUCCUCCUCCUCCCCCUUUCUCUCCCCUCUCUCCUCUUCUCUGUUAUCUUACAUCCCCCUCUCCUCCUCCUCCCCCUUUCUCUCCCCUCUCUCCUCUUCUCUGUUAUCUUACAUCCCCUCUCCUCCUCCUCCCCCCUUUCUCUCCCCUCUCUCUCCCUCUUCUCUGUUAUCUUACAUCCCCCUCUCCUCCCCUCCCCUUUCUCUCCCCUCCUCCUCUUCUCUGUUAUCUUACAUCCCCCUCUCCCCCUCUCCCCCCUCCCCCUUUCUCCCUCCCCUCUCUCCUCUUCUCUGUUAUCUUACAUCCUCCUCUCCUCCUCCUCCCCCUUUCUCUCCCCUCUCUCCUCUUCUCUGUUAUCUUACAUCCCCCUCUCCUCCUCCUCCCCCUUUCUCUCCCCUCUCUCCUCUCUUCUCUGUUAUCUUACAUCCCCCUCUCUUCCUCCUCCCUCUUUCUCUCCCCUCUCUCCUCUUCUCUGUUAUCUUACACCCCCCUCUCCUCCUCCUCCCUCUUUCUCUCCCCUCUCUCUCCUCUUCUCUCUUAUCAAACAUCCCCCUCUCUUCUUCCCCCUCUUUCUCUCCCCUCUCUCCUCUUCUCUGUUAUCAUACAUCCCCCUCUUUCCUCCUCCUCCCCCUUUCUCUCUCCUCUCUCCUCUUCUCUGUUAUCUUACAUCCCCCUCUCCUCCUCCUCCCCCUUUCUCUCUCCUCUCUCCUCUUCUCUGUUAUCUUACAUCCCCCUCUCCUCCUCCUUUCUCUGUUAUCUCUCCCCUCUCUCCCCUCUUUCUCUCUCCUCUUAUCAUACAUCCCCCUCUCCUCCUCCCCCCCUUUCUCUCCCCUCUCUCCUCUUCUCUGUUAUCUUACAUCCCCUCUCCUCCUCCUCCCCUUUCUCUCCCCUCUCCCCUCUUCUCUCUUACAUCCCCCCUCUUUCUCUCCCCUCGUUCUCUCCCCUCUCUCCUCUUCUCUGUUAUCUUACAUCCCCCCUCUUCCUCCUCCCCCUCUUUCUCUCCCCUCUCCCCUCUUCUCUCUUAUCAAACAUCCCCCUCUCUCUUCCCCCUCUUUCUCUCCCCUCUCUCCUCUUCUCUGUUAUUCAUACAUCCCCCUCUCUUUCUUUUCCCCCUCUUUUCUCUCCCCUCUCUCCUCUUCUCUGUUAUCUUACAUCCCCCUCUCCUCCUCCUCCCUCUUUCUCUCCCCUCUCCCUCUUCUCUGUUAUCAUACAUCCCCCUCUCUUCUUCCCCCUCUUUCUCUCCCCUCUCUCCUCUUCUCUGUUAUCUUACAUCCCCCUCUCCUCCUCCUCCCCCUUUCUCUCCCCUCUCUCCUCUUCUCUCUUAUCUUACAUCCCCCUCUCCUCCUCCUCCCCAUUUCUCUCCCCUCUCCCCUCUUCUCUGUUAUCAUACAUCCCCCUCUCUUCUUCCCCCUCUUUCUCUCCCCUCUCUCCUCUUCUCUGUUAUCUUACAUCCCCCUCUCUCUUCCCCCUCUUUCUCUCCCCCUCUCCUCCUCCUCCCCCUUUCUCUCCCCUCUCUCCUCUUCUCUGUUAUCUUACAUCCCCCUCUCCUCCUCCUCCUCCUUUCUCUCCCCUCUCUCCUCUUCUCUGUUAUCUUACAUCCCCCUCUCCUCCUCCUCCCCAUUUCUCUCCCCUCUCCCCUCUUCUCUGUUAUCCAUCCCCCUCUCUUCUUCCCCCUCUUUCUCUCCCCUCUCUCCUCUUCUCUGUUAUCUUACAUCCCCCUCUCCUCCUCCUCCCCCUUUCUCUCCCCUCUCUCCUCUUCUCUGUUAUCUUACAUCCCCCUCUCCUCCUCCUCCCCCUUUCUCUCCCCUCUCUCCUCUUCUCUGUUAUCUUACAUCCCCCUCUCCUCCUCCUCCCCCUUUCUCUCCCCUCUCUCCUCUUCUCUGUUAUCUUACAUCCCCCUUUCCUCUCCUCCUCCUCUGUUAUCCUCCCCCCCUUCUCUCCUCCCCUCUCUCCUCUUCUCUGUUAUCUUACAUCCCCCUCUCCUCCUCCUCCCCCUUUCUCUCCCCUCUCUCCUCUUCUCUGUUAUCUUACAUCCCCCUCUCCUCCUCCUCCCCCUUUCUCUCCCCUCUCUCCUCUUCUCUGUUAUCUUACAUCCCCCUCUCCUCCUCCUCCCCCUUUCUCUCCCCUCUCUCCUCUUCUCUGUUAUCUUACAUCCCCCUCUCCUCCUCCUCCCCUUUCUCUCCCCUCUCUCCUCUUCUCUGUUAUCUUACAUCCCCCUCUCCUCCUCCUCCCCCUUUCUCUCCCCUCUCUCCUCUUCUCUGUUAUCUUACAUCCCCCUCUCCUCCUCCUCCCCCUUUCUCUCCCCUCUCUCCUCUUCUCUGUUAUCUUACAUCCCCCUCUCCUCCUCCUCCCCCUUUCUCUCCCCUCUCUCCUCUUCUCUGUUAUCUUACAUCCCCCUCUCCUCCUCCUCCCCCUUUCUCUCCCCUCUCUCCUCUUCUCUGUUAUCUUACAUCCCCCUCUCCUCCUCCUCCCCCUUUCUCCCCUCUCUCCUCUUCUCUGUUAUCUUACAUCCCCCUCUCCUCCUCCUCCCCCCCUUCCUCUCUCCCCUCUCUCCUCUUCUCUGUUAUCUUACAUCCUCCUCUCCUCCUCCUCCCCCUUUCUCUCCCCUCUCUCCUCUUCUCUGUUAUCUUACAUCCCCCUCUCCUCCUCCUCCCUCUUUCUCUCCCCUCUCUCCUCUUCUCUGUUAUCUUACAUCCCCCUCUCCUCCUCCUCCCCCUUUCUCUCCCCUCUCUCCUCUUCUCUGUUAUCUUACAUCCCCCUCUCCUCCUCCUCCCCCUUUCUCUCCCCUCUCUCCUCUUCUCUGUUAUCUUACAUCCCCCUCUCCUCCUCCUCCCCCUUUCUCUCCCCUCUCUCCUCUUCUCUGUUAUCUUACAUCCCCCUCUCCUCCUCCUCCCCCUUUCUCUCCCCUCUUCUCUGUUAUCUUACAUCCCCCUCUCCUCCUCCUCCCUCUUUCUCUCCCCUCUCUCCUCUUCUCUGUUAUCUUACAUCCCCCUCUCCUCCUCCUCCCUCUUUCUCUCCCCUCUCUCCUCUUCUCUCUUAUCAUACAUCCCCUUCUCCUUUCUCUUUUCCCCCAUCUCCUCUCUUUCCUCGCCUCUCCGUCCCUCCCCCUCUCUCUCCCCUCCUCUCUUCCCCUCUUCUCCCUUAUCUCCCUUCUCCCUCUCUCUCUUUCCCUCUCCUCUCUCUUCUCCUCUCCAAUCCUCACCCCUUCUCCCCUCUCCUCUCCACUUCUUUCUCCUCUCACCCCCUCUCUGCGCCUCUACUCCCUUCUCCUCUCAUCUCCUCUCCUCCUCCCCUCUCCUCCCAUCUCCUCUCCUCCUCUCUCCUCCUCUCUCCUCCCCUCUCCUCUUCUCCGCUCAUCUCCUCUCCUCCUCUCUCCUCCCCUCUCCUCCUCUCCUCUCAUCUCCUCUCCUCCUCUCUCCUCCCCUCUCCUCCUCUCCUCUCCUCUCCUCCUCUCUCCUCCUCUCCCCUCCCCUCUCUUCUCUCUCCUCCCCUCUUCCCUCUCCUUCUAUACUCCCAUCUCCUCUCCCUGACCCUCUCCUCCUCUCUCCUCUCCCCUACCCUCUCUUCUCUCUCUCCUCUCCUCUCCUCCUCUCCUUCCCUCUUCCCUCUCCUUCUAUACUCUCAUCUCCUCCUCUCUCCUCUCCCCGACCCUCUCUCCCUCCCCACUCCUCCUCUCUCCUCUCUCCUCUCCUCUCCUUCCCCCUCUCCCCUCUCCUCUCCUCUCUCCUCUCCCCUACCCUCUCUCCUCUCCUCUCUAUCCUCCCUACUCCUCCUCUCUCCUCCUCUCUCCUCCCCUCUCCUCCUCUCCUCUCCUCUCCUCCUCUCUCCUCCCCUCUCCUCCUCUCCUCUCCUCUCCUCUCCUCCUCUCUCCUCCUCUCCCCUCCCCUCUCUUCUCUCUCCUCCCCUCUUCCCUCUCCUUCUAUACUCCCAUCUCCUCUCCCUGACCCUCUCCUCCUCUCUCCUCUCCCCGACCCUCUCUCCUCCCCUCUCCUCCUCUCUCCUCUCCCCUACCCUCUCUCCUCUCCUCUCUAUCCUCCCUACUCCUCCUCUCUCCUCCUCUCUCCUCCCCUCUCCUCCUCUCCUCUCCUCUCCUCCUCUCUCCUCCCCUCUCCUCCUCUCCUCUCCUCUCCUCUCCUCCUCUCUCCUCCUCUCCCCUCCCCUCUCUUCUCUCUCCUCCCCUCUUCCCUCUCCUUCUAUACUCCCAUCUCCUCUCCCUGACCCUCUCCUCCUCUCUCCUCUCCCCUACCCUCUCUUCUCUCUCCUCUCUCCUCUCCUCUCCUCCUCUCCUUCCCUCUUCCCUCUCCUUCUAUACUCUCAUCUCCUCCUCUCUCCUCUCCCCGACCCUCUCUCCUCCCCACUCCUCCUCUCUCCUCUCUCCUCUCCUCUCCUUCCCCUCUUCCCUCUCCUCCUCUCUCCUCUCCCCUACCCUCUCUCCUCUCCUCUCUAUCCUCCCUACUCCUCCUCUCUCCUCCUCUCUCCUCCCCUCUCCUCCUCUCCUCUCCUCUCCUCCUCUCUCCUCCCCUCUCCUCCUCUCCUCUCCUCUCCUCUCCUCCUCUCUCCUCCUCUCCCCUCCCCUCUCUUCUCUCUCCUCCCCUCUUCCCUCUCCUUCUAUACUCCCAUCUCCUCUCCCUGA